GGCUUUAACACCUGCACCGCGGAGGACGCAGCACUUUUCAUGUUAAUGAGCCGUUCCCUCUCCACUCCCACACCUUUUGCCGCUCCCCGACCACUCGGAGCACACGCAUCCCGCCCACGGAUACCUCCACAGGGGCUUCCGAGCGGUUACAGCACCGGUCAUGAUCUGGAGGCGCAUCGUGGCUUUCUGCGUUCUGCUCCAUUUCGGGGCCGAAGCGCGCACUCGCCCGCGGAGGGGCGCCGCUACCUCCGCGGGUGCCUCGAGGGCUCCCAGGGGUCCUGCCUUCGAGUCGUGCCGAGUCAGCCUGACCCCAGCCGAGCAUCGAGUUCUGGACGACAACACACACGAGACAGGCUUUAAUGGCGACGACGGCUCCUAUGUGAUUCUCACGUGGGUCGGUGAUGGUACUGGGGUCAUUUUGGUGUUGUCCACAAUCAGCGCUCCCAUAGACACGUUCCUCGAGGGUGGCUCCUCGCGUCUUUACCGAAGUACGGAUUACGGCAAGUCCUUCCACGACAUCUCGCAGAACAUCAACCAUACGUUCAUCAAAGAGGAGUUUGGAGUCAGCGUUGGACCAGGAAGUUCUGUGAUAUUAACCGCUGACACACCCGUGGUGGACCAUCCGGGCGGCAUCAUUUUCACCUCAACAGAUGCCGGUGCCACCUUUCGCUUCAUUCAGCUCCCCUUCCACCUGGCUCAGCCUAUCACCUACCACUUCCUCAAUCCUGACUUGUUGGUGGCGCUUAGCAUCGACGGUGCUCUGUGGCUCUCGCUGGACUUUGGCGCCGCGUGGAAUAAAGUGCAUGAUGGAGUGCAUUCUUUCUCAUGGGGAGCUGGCAUCAAUUUGUUCUUCAGUUCCAGCAAAGCAGACACAAUGGAUGCAGAAGAGAGAGGCGAUCUGCAGCUGAAGAGGACCAAAGACCUCGGGAAGAUAUUCACCGUCAUCCACGAAGAUGUCUACAGUUUUGGCUACAUUGGAGCUUUUCUCUUCUUCUCGGUCAUGGAAGAUACGCGAUCUCCAAGGGUCAUGUAUUUCUCAUCCGACCAAGGAGACACCUUCAGUCGAGCGCUACUCCCAUCGGCAUCCACAGAACAGUUUUACUCUAUCUUGGACGGAGACGAGGACAUGCUCUUUAUGCAUGUGGACAAUCCGGGAGACACCUACUUUGGGACCAUGUACACAUCAGAUGACCGUGGCAUCCUUUUCUCCAAAUCCCUUGAGCGCCACUUGUUCGACGGGCAACGAAAAAGCGAUUUCCGAAACAUCACAUCACUCCGCGGCGUGUACCUCACCAACAAACUGGACAAAGAUGGACGAAUCAGAUCUGUCAUUUCAUUCAAUCGGGGAGAAACGUGGCAUCGGAUUUCCAAACCGUUGAAUGUGGAAUGUGGCGAGGAAGUGAAGAAUUGCAACCUUCAUAUUCACGGAGAACAUAGUCGCAUUAAUCACAUCGUUCCAAUGCUUCUCAUGUCCGACCCCACUGCUGUCGGCCUGGUCAUCGCACAUGGUUCCGUGGGUGACUGCCUGUCAUCAUGGCAGUAUCCAGAUGUGUUUGUCUCGUCUGAUGGGGGUUACAACUGGAGGGGCACGCUGAGGGGUCCCCACCAUUACAGUAUACUGGAUUCUGGCGGUCUCAUUGUAGCUGUGGAGGCCCGACGUGAUGGAAAAGUCAAGACGAUCAAGUUCUCGACAGACGAAGGCCAAUGCUGGAAGUCGUACAACUUCACUGAGCAGCCCCUCUUCUUCGCUGGCCUGGCUUCUGAGCCAGGCACCAAGGCCAUGAGCGUCAGCGUAUGGGGCUUCCGUCCCGAGGAUGAUAACCAGCCCAUGUGGGUGGCGAUUACCAUCGACUUCCAGAGCCUCAUCACAAGAGAGUGUGAUGAUCAAGAUUAUGAGGAGUGGUUGGCGCACUCAACAAUGGGAGGUGCUUUGGAGAGGGAUGGCUGCAUCUUGGGUGUCAAGGAAAUAUACCGGAGACGGAAGAAACAAGCCGUGUGUCGGAACGGUCGCGGCUAUGUCACGAUAAAGAAGGAAAGUCCCUGUCUGUGCACCAAAGAAGAUUUUUUGUGUGACUACGGCUAUCAGCAUCACGAGAACACAUCAGAGUGUGUACGACAGCCCGACCUGCACAACAAAACCUUGGAAAUGUGCUUGAAUGGAGAAGAGGAUGAGCUCCUGACGACGGGCUAUCGCAAGGUCCCGAGUGACCGCUGUGAGGGGGGAUUUUCUUCUCAGUUAGCGGUCCAGACUGUCAUCAGACCUUGCGGUGUCAAACCCAAUCUUGAUUCAGCUGCCCCACAUCCCACUGCACCAGUGACACACUUUGAUACACCGCAAGAGAGGAUGGUGCUGAUAUUGGUGUGCGCUGGCGCAGGCAUCAUCGUCCUAGCCGCUAUCGUUUCUGCUCUGGUUGCCAUCAGGAGAGGAGUUUAUCAGUACAGGGCACCAGAGUAUCGCUUCUCCAACCUCCAGAUUCAAGAUGAUCGUAAUGCAGCCACAUGGGACCUUGAAAGUGCCAACAGCAGCAAUGGAACGGCCUGUCCUCGGGAUUCAGAUAAUCAAAAUCUUCUGCAAUGAAACCCAUUUUGGACUGACACUAAGUGGAUUUAAAGAGCUGUGACAAAAUGAAAUAACUUUAUUUAUUGACAUUCAUUUGCUUGAUAUGCUUCGCUCCAGCCUUGAUUUGUACAUGUUUCAUUUGAAUAUCAUUACAUGUGGAUGCUACUCUUGUUUUAUAAUGUUUUUUAUUAUUAUUAAAUUAAUAAUGCACAAUAUAAGUUAUAUAAAGAAAAACGGGCGGUU
Syngnathus acus (greater pipefish) is the source of this 2803-nucleotide messenger RNA. RefSeq names its product sortilin. Gene Ontology annotation, cellular component: membrane; Golgi apparatus. NCBI's taxonomy places the organism in Eukaryota, Metazoa, Chordata, Actinopteri, Syngnathiformes, Syngnathidae. The transcript is spliced from 20 exons. The record is from RefSeq and is a predicted model, not a curated record. The coding region runs from base 161 to 2578 and encodes 805 amino acids. Gene Ontology annotation, biological process: endocytosis; Golgi to endosome transport; vesicle organization. Gene Ontology annotation, molecular function: protein binding.